AUGACCGAUAGAUCACCUUUAUUAGGAAACAAUAAUAAUAAUAAUGAUAUUAUUAGUAGACUAACACAAUUCUUUGCUGAUUUAUCAGAUUUUGAAAAAUCAAUAAGGGAUUAUGGCACAGGUCGUGAUACUACUACAUUUAGAGCCGCCAUACAUAAAAAGAAACUUGUUUUGGGUGAGGAUCUUAAAAUUAUGACCCAACAAAUAAAACAAUUACCAUCCUCAAAACUACAAAAAUUCCAACAAGAAAAAAUAAUAAAGCAAUUUAAAGAAGGUCAAAUGAAAUUUGAAGAACUUUUAAAUUUAAGUAAUAGAAAAGAAAAUCAAUCACAACCCAUUACACCAAUUCAAAAUACUGAUAGUGGCUAUAACAAUAAUAACAACAAUGGUGGAUAUGGAUAUAAUAAUAAUAACAAUAAUAAUAAUAAUAAUUUUGGUAAUAAUAAUAAUAAUAAUAGAAAUAAUGGGUAUGGUAAUGUUAAUACUAGAGGUGGCUUUGGUAAUACAUAUCAACAAGAACAACCAACAUAUGAUGACGAUGUCGAUAGAUUAGAACAAGUAUUGGAAGAGACAGAUGAUCAAGAAUUUUAUAAUCGUAUUGUAGACGAAAGAAAUGCACAAACUAAAGAGUUGGUUAAAGAGGUCGCAAUCAUUAGUGAUAUUAUGAAGGAUAUAUCAGGUUUAGUUGAAGAACAACGUGUUAUGCUCGAGCAAGCUGAUGAUAAUGUUGGUAAGGCCGAUAUUGCAGUAGAAGAUUCUGUUCAAGAGCUCGAAAAAGCAUAUGUAUAUAAAAGUUCCGCAAGAAAGAAAAUUAUAAUUUUAAUGGUUUGUUUAGGUUGCACAUUUGCUGCUGUUGGUGUUUUCCUCGCUAUUUAUUAUGGACUUAUUAAAAAGAAGAAAUAA
Molecule: messenger RNA, 903 nt
Organism: Dictyostelium purpureum
Lineage: Eukaryota; Evosea; Eumycetozoa; Dictyosteliales; Dictyosteliaceae
Exons: 1
Coding region: 1-903 (300 amino acids)
Biological process (GO): vesicle fusion; intracellular protein transport; endoplasmic reticulum to Golgi vesicle-mediated transport
Cellular component (GO): endomembrane system; SNARE complex; Golgi membrane
Molecular function (GO): SNAP receptor activity; SNARE binding
Source: RefSeq, a predicted model, not a curated record